AUGCAUUCAAUACUAUUUAUAAGUUGUUUUGUUGUUUUAAUAACAUUUGCAACGUCAAGUGAUGUACAUGUUUGGACCGAUAGUGAUUUUGAAAGUAAAGUUAAAGAACAUGACAUAUUACUUGCGGAAUUUUAUGCACCAUGGUGUGGACAUUGCAAACGACUUGCACCAGAAUAUGAAAAAGCUGCAACAGCAUUAGCAAAGAAUGACCCACCUGUUGCUCUUGUUAAAGUUGAUUGUACUGUUGAAACCAAAACUUGUACUAAAUAUGGUGUUAGUGGUUAUCCAACUUUAAAAAUCUUUAAAAAUGGUGCAGUAGCUGAAGAAUACAAUGGUCCACGAGAAGCUGAUGGUAUUGUUGCAACAAUGCGAUCAAAAGCGGGUCCAUCAUAUCGUGUACUUAACACAUUAGGUGAUUAUGAAAAAUUCUUAGAACAUAAUGAUCAUAGUAUUAUUGGUUAUUUCGAUAGUGAAACUCAAACAUUAAAAGAUGAUCUUGUUAAAGUUUCUAAUCAAUUAUCGGAAAAAUUUCGUUUUGCUUAUACAACAGCAAAAGAUAUUCUUGAAAAAGCUGGACAUUCAAAUAAAAUUGUUGUUCAUCAACCUAAACGAUUACACUCGAAAUUUGAAGAUGCUUUUUCAGUUGUUGAAGGUGUUGGUGAUAAAAUUAAAACAUUUAUUCAAGACAAAAUUUACGGUCUUGUCGGUCAUCGAAUUCCCUCUAAUGCUGCUGAUUUUACUAAACCAACAGUAGUUGUUUAUUAUAAUGUUGAUUAUACUCGUGAUACAAAAGGUACAAAUUAUGUACGUAAUCGUAUCUUAAAAGUCGCUAAAAAAUUAGCCGAUGAAAAUGUUAAUGUACGAUUUGCUAUUAGUAAUCUUGAUGAGUUUCGUCAAGAAUUAACUCAAUUUGGUGUAAGUGAAGCUAAAAAAGAUGCAAAAUAUGUACUUGCUCGUGGUGCUAAAGAUGAAAAAUAUAGAAUGUCAGAAGACUUCAGUUAUGAAGCUCUUGAAGAAUUCGCUCGUAAAUUAGUUAAAGGUGAUAUUGAACCAUAUUUAAAAUCAGCAGCAGUUCCUGAACAAACUGAAGAUGUUAAAGUUGUUGUUGCAAAGAAUUUCGAUGAAAUAGUUAAUGAUAAUAGUAAAGACGUUCUCAUUGAAUUCUAUGCACCAUGGUGUGGUCACUGUAAAUCACUUGCACCUAAAUAUGAUGAAUUAGCUAAGACAUUAAGCAAAGAAAGUGAUAUUGUUAUUGCUAAAAUGGAUGCAACUGAAAAUGAUGUUCCAAGUCUAUAUAAUGUUCGAGGAUUUCCAACAAUAUUUUUUGCACCUAAAAAUGAUAAAAAUAAUCCAAGAAAAUAUGAAGGUGCACGUGAAGUCGAUGAUUUCAUUAAAUAUAUAGCUAAAGAAGCUACAGAUGCUCUUCAUGGUUAUGAACGUGAUGGUUCAAAGAAGAAAACUGCCGGUGAUGAACUCUAA
Molecule: messenger RNA, 1479 nt
Organism: Adineta steineri
Lineage: Eukaryota; Metazoa; Rotifera; Eurotatoria; Adinetida; Adinetidae
Source: the annotation of a GenBank genome assembly